AUGGCCAACGCAGAAAAUUUGCAGACAAUGGCCUCCAUCUCCUCCCUUCCGAGAGAGCUGGUAUCCGAAGUUCUUGCACUUGUCGCAGCUUCUUCAUCCACUGAUCUUUUCCGGGCAAAACUAUGUUGUAAGGUGCUUUCCGAAGUUUCGGAAGAAAACUAUAUUUACCAACGUGUGUCCCUCGACAACUUUGCAAUCGUUCCAUGGCGUAAAAAUCAUAAAGUUUCCAUGUUCUUGAAGAAGUGUAGACGAAGCAAAAAUCCUGAAGCCUUGUAUCGAAAAGGAGUGGUUGAUUAUUUUAGAGGUAAGAAUCUGGAAUCGGCAUUGGAAUGCCUAAACGAAGCUGCGAAAUCAGGCCAUGACGAAGCUGCCUAUGCCUUGGGAAUAAUUUUCCUCUUUGGUGGGAACGAAUUAAAGCGGAAAGGUAUGACUCUGCUUAGCGCCAUGAAGAAAUCAAGAAUUCAGAAACGGAGAGUGAAAGAUUGCCGUGACAAUUUGCGAAGGAUUCUGAAGAUGAUUUGGGUAAAAAAUUCUUUGGUUCUGAGCCAAAGGCCCGUUUGUUGUGCCAUGCAACAUAAGAGAAAAAGAGGUUGGCUUGUGGAUGACAUUGAUGAAGAGGAGAGUACAUGUGAAGGCUGCGCUUGUGACGAAGAAAUUGCACCAAUUUGUGAUGCCUUACCUCAAUUUCUUGUCUAA
This is a messenger RNA of Coffea eugenioides, 696 nucleotides long. Its product is annotated as putative F-box protein At1g67623. The record is from RefSeq and is a predicted model, not a curated record. Gene Ontology annotation, molecular function: protein binding. The transcript is spliced from 3 exons. Bases 1 to 696 code for a protein of 231 amino acids. Lineage: Eukaryota; Viridiplantae; Streptophyta; Magnoliopsida; Gentianales; Rubiaceae.